AGACUCGGCUGUUUCACCGUCGGACUGUUUUUACUGCGACACAGUUUCUGCUCACCGACGAGGAAGUCAACAUGUCGAGUUCAUACAAAAGCAGGAUUCAGGAAUUUAACACAGCCCUAAGCGAGGAGAAGAUUAACUUGGAGGCGUUGCGUGAGCGGUGCUUUAGCGGAAUACCCUUCGAGGGUGGCAUCCGCGCCUUGUGCUGGAAGAUUCUGCUGAACUACCUUCCCCUGGAGAGGGCAUUAUGGGAUUCCUUUCUGAAGAAGCAGAGGGAGGUUUACGCCCAGUUCCUGAAGGAAAUGAUUAUUCAGCCUGGCAUCGCCAAGGCCAACCUGGGGCUCUCCAGAGAGGAUGUCACCCUGGAGGACCACCCUCUCAAUCCAAACCCAGAAAGCAGGUGGAACAACUACUUCAAAGACAAUGAGGUGUUGCUGCAGAUUGACAAAGACGUCAGGCGCCUGUACCCCGACAUGGCCUUCUUCCAGAGGGCCACUGAAUACCCCUGCCUGCUCAUCCUGGACCCGCAGAAUGAGUAUGAGACUCUGAGGAGGCGUGUGGAGCAGACGACCCUCAAGGCACAGACGGUGGACCGCAACCGCAGUGGGGUUACCAACGUGAGCUCUCCUGGCAAAGCCCAGAAUCUGUACCCGUCCAGCGAGUAUGAGGUCCUGCCCAAUGGCUGCGAGGCCCACUGGGAGGUGGUAGAGCGCAUCCUCUUCGUCUAUGCCAAGCUGAACCCGGGCAUCGCCUACGUGCAGGGCAUGAACGAGAUCGUGGGGCCCAUCUACUACACCUUUGCCACGGACCCCAACAGCCAGUGGAAAGAGCAUGCCGAAUCAGACACCUUCUUCUGCUUCACAAACCUCAUGUCAGAGAACAGGGACAAUUUCAUAAAGAGCCUGGACGACUCGCAGUGCGGCAUCACCUACAAGAUGGAGAGUGUCUACUCCACCCUCAAGGAGAAGGACGUGGAGCUCUACCUCAAACUGCAGGAGCAGAACAUUAAGCCCCAGUACUUCACCUUCCGCUGGCUCACGCUGCUGCUGUCCCAGGAGUUCCUGCUACCCGACGUGAUCCGCAUCUGGGACUCGCUCUUCUCUGACAAAGACCGCUUCAGCUUCCUCAUUCUGGUCUGCUGUGCCAUGCUCAUUCUGAUCCGGGACCAGCUUCUGGUGGGCGACUUCACAGCCAACAUGAGGCUGCUGCAGGACUACCCCAUCUCUGACGUCCACACCAUCCUGAAGAAGGCCAAGCAGCUGCAGGACGAGGCGUAGCCCCCUCUGCCCUCACGCACACACAUACGCACACACACCCCCCGCCAUGGAUUGGAACAGCACGGCACUCUGGACAACCACGAGCCUGAACUGUGGCGGGCAGCGGUGGCAGGCGCCUCGGCGAAUGCCGAGGACCGGCAGGUUGCCCCGCCUGUGUUGCGCCGCAGUGCAUCGUGGGAAAAGACCAGUGGAUGUCCUUCCCGCCCGCAGAGUCGUCGUCCUGCAGCCCCAGACGGUAUUCUGUUUUAAAGCUAUUUAUUUUUUCACUGAUGACUUGAAAACCAAAAAAAAACUAAACUCUGUAUAAUUAGAAAUUAUUACAAUAUCAUCUCAUUAUAUAGUAUACAUUACACAGAAUCAAACAGAGCUAUAAGACUGUUAUUUUAUAGUAUGAUCCUGGACUUCCCCCAACAUUAACUUUAUUUUUUAUUUUUUUCUCUUAUAUUUUAUUUGUGUAUCAUGUACAAAACUUACUUUUUCAGCUGUCAGGGAGAGGGAGAGAGUAAACAGAGCGUGCAUCCCGUGAUAGUGUGUUAGCCCUUGAUGAUGAUGCGUGUUUGCAGCCUGAACACUCCCUUCUGCACCUGCGACCUUCACAGAUCCGCCCCCGUCUUUGGUUUCCGUUUGAGUGGCUGCCAUGGCUUUGUAGUCGCAUCCAUAUUCACUGGGAACCCGAAUCGCUCAAGUGGCAAAAUUCUGUGGUUUGGAUGGAUAAAAUUGUAUGUCGCUAAAUAACACAUAAAAGGUAUGUGUGUGUGUGCACCAAUCAGGGUCCCCCCUAGCGUGUGUGUGUGUGUGUGUUCGCGCACCAAUCAGGGUCUCCCAAUGUGUGUGUGCGCACAUGUGGGUGAAUCCAUGUGCUGCCAACCGCCAAGCUGUGGAAACCCGGCGCCCCCCAGUGGUGACUCUGUUCUGAACUCUCUGGAGGUCUGACUUCCCCCUCAGAUCUACAGGGAUAAUCUGAUGUGUUUUUUUAAACUAAUGGCCUGAACCCGAGACACAGGGUGGGGUGUGCAGACUCCCAUAUGGGGCUUUAAACCAAGGAACAGUCGCUAAUAACUAUCGGGCUACUUUGCAGCUCCCCCUGUCGCCAGUCUGUCAUGUUUUACAUGCAAGUUAUUGCUGCAUUUGUGCUGUUAGCUUGUCCUGGGGUGCGGGCUUGUCUCGGGGGGGGCAGGCAUGCCCUUCUGGCCACAAUUCCCACAUUCGGGUUUAUUGACAUAAUCAGGAGGGUCCCUCCCUUCGCUUGCUGCUGUCAAACUAUGAUACUAAUCUACAAAGAAUCACCUUCUGUGAUGUACACUACGCCUGCGGUCUUAGAGAGGCUUGUGUAGACAAACAAGAAAGUUUGAUCCUCCGUCCUACACUUGGCUGUCAAACACCCAUCCCCCUAUUAACACCCAUUGGCCAACACCCAUCCCCCUAUUAACACCCAUUGGCCAACACCCAUCCCCCUAUUAACACCCAUUGGCCAACAAUCCAGAGUUGAAGAGCAGUGUGCCUUUCACUGUAAGACACCAGCAACUGCAAUGUGCCUGAGGUACCUCCAGGGGGCACUAGCAGGCCGCUUUUGUCUUGGCCACCAUGCCACCCCCUACCCCUUGCUGGAGCUGUCUGCCCAUGUGGAUGUUCUGCUGUGCCUGGGUGCUGCAGUUUCUCUCGGUUUUCCUUCCAUGGUCCUAAGCUUUGACUCCACUCCUUGUGUGCUGGUCUUCACUUUCUGUAAGCUCUUAUAAUGCCCCCCCCCGCCUUUUUUACUUCCUUACAGAGAAAACACCCCCCUCUGUCCAAACUGAGGGGUGCAGUUUGUUGUGAUAUCACUUGCACGCCUUGAGACAUACAGGCAACGAUUGUCUUUGUUGAUAAGCAGGCUGGUUCGAUCCUUCCGUUUUUAUAUUUUAAUGCACUGUCCUGGCAUUGGAGGAAUUUUAAAACACUGACAAACCCCAGCGUUAUUCUCCAUUGAUGUUUUAGUUUUAUUGUCGGUCAUUGCAUUACCGUGUAGUUUUAAAGUUUAUAAAUGCUCAGCCUUUCUGUUUUUUUGUGAUAGAUGGUGGCCUUGUGCAAACAGGAAGCUUCAUGUUUAAAUAUGUCGAUUCUUGGAUUAAAUAUGUUGAGCUAAAUCUCCUGCAUGUGGCCAGACAUACACACUCCCUACAGCCCAUACUGACUACAGAAAUGUUUGUGUUCGAAUGUAUGUUGUUAUGCUUUUCUUUGUUACAGUUACUUAUUUAGUUUGCUAUUUUGAAAGACCCGUUUCCGAGUGAAUAAGAUCAGUUAAUGACGUGCCUUUUUUAUUUUAAUAUCCUAUUUUAAAAAUAUAUUAACAUGUGAGUAACCUGGUAAAAAUGGUAGAUAAAGAAUUGCUCCAGAUGAGUUAAGCUCACUCACUUCUUGGGGCUGAAGAGAUGGAGGUCGGCCUGACCGUGUCAGAUCAUACAGACAGAGUUUCAGUGCCGCCGGCAGUAUAAAAGCGAAGUAAUUGUGAGGCAGAGAAAGACAGAAGGAAAUGGCCUUUCGUUAAAUGUCCAGAAAGGAGGUCAAUGAAUUAAAUAGGAAAAAUCUGGGAUUUUACCGUCAAGGUUUUGGGUCCCUACUGUCUUUCCUCUGCUGGGUUUCAUUCCCACUUUAAUUGAAUUAAAUUGUCCAAUUAGAAUGCCGAUCGAUACCAUUCGCCUUUUCCAAAAAAAAUGACAGUAUUUCCUGAAUACGCCAGGAAGUAACUGCGAUAUUCUAAGAAAGGGAGUAAUUUCGGUUCCAAAUCUGCAAAGCCUGCUCAAAAUGCUGAUACUCCAGUGUGAAGAGCCAUCCAGUAAUUAUGUUAUGGCUUCAUUAUCGGUACCAUUUAUGUUAUUUUGUUCUCCAGGUUAAUUAAUGAAGGAUGGUGUAAUGUAAUAGUGUAACCUUUUUCAAAUUUGGGGUUUACAUUGUUAUUUUUAAUGCUAAUAUAGCUGUUUUUUAAGUAUGUGUGCUGCUUUGUAACAAGAAUUUGUGGCUGGAUUACAGUUAUGAAAGCUUGAUUGAACACAUUUGAGGGUGAUACAUGGUGCGUAUUGCAAUCACUAUUGAUGUGCAGUGGUUUCUAAAAGUGUCGUAGAAAUCAUGGCCCGGUGGUCGGAUUUACCGAGGUUCAGCUUAGCAUUUUGCAGGAAACCGCUCUCUGAAUCGCACUUUUAAUUCUUAUUGCUUGCUUGUUUAAUUCUGAACAAGAAUGACUUCUUGUAUGUUCUUGUAAGCCUCAUAAAACAUAGUUUAGCUGAGAAAUAAAUAAUUGUGAUGUAUGCCAUGUAUCGCCAAAAAACAUACAUAUAGCAAUGUUACUUUUAUUUUUCAGAUAUAAAAUGCAGUCUAAAUUGUAAUUCUCAGUUGCAUUAAACACUCACAUGUGUUGAAACCACGAAUAUUAUUUUCAGAAUGACCGUUUGCGAAAGACAACCAGAAAAUCUAUAGCGACCAUUCCUGAUCAGCUGUGAACAGUAUGUAAGAUGCAAAGCUGUAAGGAAUUAUUGUCCCCAUAAGAAAAAUGAAUGUUCCUUUAACUUGUUUUUUUUCUUAUGUUUUUUACUUGCUGGAAAAGUACCACUAUGUGUGUGACCUGCAGACUGGGUGCCGUAACCUGCCGUACUCUUAUGUGGUGUAUAUCUGUAACGUCUCACUUCCGUAGUUGGAUUGUAUGUAAAUGUAUGUCUAACGGAUGUGUGUGUAUGUUCGAGUGUUUUGGGGUUUUUCUGCAUGCAUAAAGUUUUUUAUGGAUAAUUGUAGCAAUGAGUAACACAGCAACAUUAAUCUUUUUACAGUGUUGGAAAAAUUAAAUAAAUGUAAAGUAUUCAAAA
This is a messenger RNA of Brienomyrus brachyistius, 5107 nucleotides long. It is a transcript of the gene tbc1d13, whose product is annotated as TBC1 domain family, member 13. Gene Ontology annotation, biological process: intracellular protein transport; activation of GTPase activity. The record is from RefSeq and is a predicted model, not a curated record. Bases 72 to 1274 code for a protein of 400 amino acids. Gene Ontology annotation, molecular function: GTPase activator activity. Lineage: Eukaryota; Metazoa; Chordata; Actinopteri; Osteoglossiformes; Mormyridae. The transcript has 12 exons.